AUGCCGCCUUACGUGGCCCCUGGGCCCCCGUCUCGAUCCUUCCCGAAAGAGCUACGCACUCCGCAUGAGAAGAGACAACGCCUCGCCUUCCUUCGGCGCUCUGUGCUGCAAGAUGCGUAUAUUCUCGAGGUGAUUGAGAGGCACCUGCCAACAAGGUACCAGAAGUUCGCUCUCCUUGACGCUGUCGAUGCGAGAGACGGAUAUGUGCAGCUCGUCAGGGCGGGACCGGUGCUAUUGCAUACCCACCCACUGUUCUCCAGACUCGUAUUGAGGAAGAUUGAGCCAGCGCUUGUAGCUCAAUACUCUACAUUGCAGACAGUUCAGCAGCGGCAGAGCUUCAUACGUGUGAGCAUUAACAUCGACAACCCAGCUCACCAACAAGAGAUGAGGCGCUUCCUUCGCGAAAUAUUUGAUGGCACCGCUACAUUGCCAGGCGGCAUCGCGAAUCGAUGCUCCGAUUGCUGGAGGAGAAUGCAGGCUUUUCACCUGGAUGGUACGAUUCGCCGGUGUCGAGCAUGCGCCGAGCGGUACUUCGGCAGUGUCAAGCAUACCAUUGAGUCCCUCGACCGACGAAUAUGUGGCUUCUUCAAGCUACCCCCACCAUGGAUGUCUGGGUCGUUCAAGACAAAUACAGCACCUUUCGAUUACGAUCCCAGCUUUCCGGUAUUCUUCGAACCAGGUACCGAGAAUGAGCUAGCAUUGAACAUCCAUGAGGUCGAAUGGAAAGAUCUCUUGGCUAUACCCCUUGCCACUCUCAAGAGAAACUGGGUCAAAUACUGCCUUGAGAAAACAAUCUCGCAUGCCGCCGCCAUUCACUCUUUUCACUUCCAGAAUCAUCUGGCAAAAGAGCCAAGAUAUCCUGAUCCCUACGGCCUUCGCGUGGCCCUCCAUCAAGCGAAUGGGUCCGACAUUGAUCUCUUUUGUCCACUUGAUGCAUACGGGAUUUGGUCUGCUGGGUUCGAAGACCUGAAGAAGUUCUUUGCAAGAAGAAUAUGUCAGAACGACGAGGUUAAAAAGUUGCGGUCAUUCUUGCGGGCAGCAUCGGACCAGGACUUCGAAUCGCGUCUCGUCCCAAGAACUGUUCGCAUGCGGCUCGAUCCUCUGGACCAGCUGGAGACCGUCAUGCGUGACCAAUUCAGGCCCUGUCUCGGCGUAUAUGCUGAGAUGGUUUUGGAUGCAACGGUACGACCAGCUCCAUACGGCGGAGUGGUUCUGGACUGGUGCAACGACAAUGCUCUGCCCACGGGGCAGCCCUGUCUUCACGAUGACUGCGACGGUCUACAGCCUCCAUUCUCGCUGGUGGAACAAGCGUUCAUCAGUCAAGCACAUGCAACAGAACAAGACGCACAGGCCCACGAUAUCUGGCAAAGAGUCGCUCAAGUCCUGAGCAGAUUCAGAAUCGUGCUAGCCAGUAUGAUUCAACGGGAAGCAAUGGCAAUCUACCAGGAUAACAAGGAGCAGCCAUGGCGAGAAUGGAUUGAGCUAGUCUGCGGCGAAGCAGUCGUGAACAACGAAGGCAAUUUUACCACGCUUGGCGAGCAGGUCCGCAACUCCGCUCCGUUCGAUCAAGAUUACCAAAAUCUCGAAGCUUGGUCCAUGGGUCGUAACGUCGCACAGCGCGUACGAUUCAUGGUCCACGUCGGCGCCGAAGAGUUCUGGCGUACCUUUAUGCGAAGUCCCAUGUUCCUCCGCCUUGCCAAAACAUACCUGAAAGAAAAGCAAGUCCUGAUUCUAGUACCAAAUACCAAUUUAAGCAACAGCGGCUACGUGCCUGGCUGGAUUAUCGAUGCUUGGAAGCUCUUGGAUAUCAAAGUCAACGGUGGAACAUUCGAUGCUGGAAUGUUGAUGUUCAAGGGAGUCUGGGAGAGCCCGAGUAAGAGGAUUGCUGUGAUUAAGUGGAGUUUUCACGAUAUCCCCGAAAGCGCGAAUUCUGCUCGCGGAAGGGAACGCGUGCCUGUUACGGAGAGAAUCGAUACGGUCUGCAUGAAGGAUCUGUAUGAUAACUCCGCAGAGCCCCCAUUGGAGGGUCGCACGAAGGCUAUAUAG
Messenger RNA from Pseudocercospora fijiensis CIRAD86, 2046 nucleotides. RefSeq lists its product as uncharacterized. The transcript is spliced from 2 exons. Bases 1 to 2046 code for a protein of 681 amino acids. NCBI's taxonomy places the organism in Eukaryota, Fungi, Ascomycota, Dothideomycetes, Mycosphaerellales, Mycosphaerellaceae. The record is from RefSeq and is a predicted model, not a curated record.